CUGUCUUUCUUAUUUUCUCAUUCUCUAUUUCCUCCCCGGCUUUGGGAUUCUUCUUCGGGGAUUCACUUUGCUUUCUCCCGGGCUCCAAUUCUCCCUCGAGUCCGUCCCGUUCGGUUGUUUAUUGCUUGUCUUUCCCCACGUAGGUCCGUUUAAUUAUGGCCGCUGCUGUCAAGUCCGAGGGGGCUUCCGAACCCAAAGUCAGGCCGACCAAGCCUGAUGAGGAGACCUUCAAGGCCAAUCUUGCCCAGGCUGAGAAGGAGCAUGCUGCUGUUCAGGAGAAAUUGAACCAAAUCAAGGCCAAGAUUGAAGCCGCGAAGCCCAACAACCAGGACUCGCCGGCCGCAAAGAGACAGCAGGAGCUUCGCGCUGAGCUGUCCUCGAUUCGUCAGAAGCAGCAGGGAUUCAAGGCCUCAAGGACCAGCACCCAGGAGAAGAUUAAUGCCCUCGAUGCGACGCUCAAGGCUCGCAUUGCCGAGCAGAACAACUCCCGCACCCGCAUGUCCUUCAAGAACGUCGAGGAGCUUGACCGUGAGAUUGCCCGUCUGGAGAAGCAAGUCGACUCCGGUACCCUGCGUCUGGUGGAUGAGAAGAAGAUCCUCGCCGAUAUUUCGAGCCUGCGCAAGCAGCGCAAGAACUUUGCCAGCCUCGAUGACGCCCAAAAGGUUAUCAACGACCUGAAGACCCAGAUUACUACCCUCAAAAAGACCCUCGACAACCCCGAGGCCAAGGCCCUGAGCGACAAGUACACGGAAAUCCAGAAGGAACUUGACGCGAUAAAGGCUGAGCAGGACAGCGCCUUCAAGAACUUGAACGCUCUGCGCGAUGAGCGCACCAAGCUCCACGCCGAGCAACAAGCCAAGUGGACUGCCAUCCGUGAGGUCAAGGACAACUAUUACAAGGCUCGCAAGGCUUACAAGGAGUACGAGGAUGAAGCUUGGAGAAUCCGUCGGGAGAAGCAAAAGGCCCAGCGUGAGGCUUUCGAGCGGGAGAAGAAGAGGAAGAUUGCCGACAAGAAGCUGGAGGAGGCCUCUCGCCCUGCUUACACCGACGAGAUCCUCGUCGCGCAGGGUCUUAUCCGUCACUUUAACCCCUCUUACGACUUUGCUGCUCUUGGUCUUAGCGACAAGAAGGACCAAGCCUCCGGCUUCCGUGCCGAAGUUGGCCGUACCGUGGAUGACUCUGGCAUGAAGGGCAUGAAGGUCCUCAAGAAGGAGGAAGACGACUACUUCGUCGGAACCGGUGGAAAGAAGAGCAAGAAGGGCAAGAAGGGCAGCGCCAACGGCAGCCCUGCGCCGUCCAACCUUGCCGAGACUAAGUUCAAUAUGAACGUCGGUAUCAUCGAGGACUUUGCCAAGGUCAAGAUCGAUCCUCCCAUGAACCAGUCCGACGUUCCGGCUGUGGUUGAGAAGCUCGCGGCCAAGAUCACCGAAUGGAAGAAGGACCAGGCCGCCAAGACUCAAGAGAAUAUCAACAAAGCCAAGGAAGAGAUUGCCCGCCUUGACGCGGAAGAGAGCACGGCCACCGAGACCAAUGGCAAGGCCAGCGAGAAGGAUGCGACUGCUGAGGUGGCCGAUGACCUCAACAAGGCCUCACUGGAGGAGAAGGCCUAAACCGUUGCUGAUAGAACUGCAUACAUAAGCUUUGCAUGAGCGGAUACCUCCUCUUGUUACGUUAACUUGCGGAUCCUCCAAAAGUCUAGCAUUCCUACAACUUUUCCCCCUGCGCUUAUCGUCAUCCACCAUACACCAUCCAUCCGCCAUCUCUCCUACCUAUCAUCUUCCUCAUUUCUACUGUGCCCUUUUGUUAUGAUGAUGCUCUCCCGGCAUUGGUUCUUCCUGUUAUUAUAUUCCUCUUUGUAAUUGACCUCACCUCUUUCUCUCCUCGGAAGAGAAAUCGUGCAGGAAGCGAGGCUUUGAGCGAGUUGUACGUUUUGAUCUGAGUUGGAAACAAGAAGCGGUUGUAUUUCAUCUUCGAAAUAUCAUAUUGCCGAAA
Molecule: messenger RNA, 1992 nt
Organism: Aspergillus nidulans FGSC A4
Lineage: Eukaryota; Fungi; Ascomycota; Eurotiomycetes; Eurotiales; Aspergillaceae
Gene: bfr1
Product: putative nuclear segregation protein (Bfr1)
Exons: 3
Coding region: 156-1610 (484 amino acids)
Source: RefSeq, a predicted model, not a curated record